GCAGAUAAAAAACGUUUCGAAGAACGAAAGGAUUGUCGUCCAUUGGAGACCAGCUGAUUUGAGUUGACAAUAAAAUGUUCCGGUCUUGUCAGCCCGUAUUGGCUGGUAAAGUGUCGAAAAAGUGUGCGGUUCGUGCCGAAACCAACUGAAAUAGGCCAAAAAAUUGCUGGCGAUGAUGGAAACUCAACAAUGGCCCGCAAAAUUCCAACAAUCUGGGGCCGGGACCGACACCACACAAGAUAGUUUAAACAAUGGAGAGAACGGCAACGUCGCGAAAGAAGAAAACGGUGAUGGGGCGCACGAUAACGACAAACGGACCGAAAACGACAGCCCCACAAUCAGUGAGAAAGCCAGACAGUUAAUAUCAUUAAUCUUAGAGCAGAUGAAAGAAUUAUCAAACGCCGAAAAAUAUCUCUUGUAUUUGAAACUGUUUCAAAUCAGCAAUGUAGUGGACCCUUUGCGACAACCCUUGAACCCACUGGGGAGUCGCUCUGAAAUCAACAGGACCAUAUCAUGGAUCAAGACUCACUUAGAAGAAGAUGCAGAGACUUCUCUUCCCAAACAGGAGGUUUAUGAGGAAUACACAGUAUAUUGUACACAAAAUCAAAUCAAGUCACUUUCCCAAGCCGAUUUUGGUAAAGUCAUGAAACAAGUGUAUCCGAAAGUGAGGGCUAGACGUUUGGGCACCCGUGGAAAUUCUAGAUACUGCUAUUCGGGCUUAAGAAGAUGCAUCAAGUUAAAACCUCCAAAAUUGCCCGAUCUUGGUGAUAAGCCUUUGAGCACUGAAGCCCCUUGUACUCAAUCGACUUUAACAGCGGCGGCUUGGUUAAUUGUGAAAGAAUGGUCUGAAUUUCAUUUUGGAGUUCAGUUUCCAUCAUUGCAAGCCCUAGCUCGGUUUCUUGUUGUUUCUCAUUCAGUUGGUGCAGGAACUGACGCUGCCAACCAGUUGACUUCAGCGUCAGAAUCACAGUUGAAAGGGGAGCUAUGUGGUGGGAAAACUGGCACUAAACACAGAGAAAUGCAGUUGCAAUUGCAGAAAAAAAUCCAACAGAAGAAUGAAGUCAAAGAGAGAAAAAGAAAAAUACAGUCUCCCAAAUCCGAUCCGAAGCCCUCUGUGAAGAAAUCCAAGGGAGCGUUAUCAUCGAUUCGGCUUGAGGGUUCCCCCACGUUGACUGGAGCCGGUGAAAGCAGCACCAGUACAAGCACCGGCAGCACCAGCACGAGUCCCACUCAGGGCAAAUCUAUCUGUGAUAAAUCGUUAGAUUUCACUCAACUACCAGCGUUACCUGACUUUAAAAGUUUCCAAAAGCCCGUCUGUGAACAACAACAACCACAACAGCAGCAGCAAAACGGUGUCGGAACCUCGACGAAAGUAGCGAUACCGCGUCUAGCCUCCGGUAAAGCUCAACAACAGCAACGAUCGCCCCAAUCGUCCCCUAAGAAGCAAGUCAAGAAUGCAAAGUACAAAGCCAUCCAACCCAAACCGCAACCAUGUGAUAACGCAUCGUACAACCCGCAAACAAUUGCGGAUAUCAGAUCUCAAGGUGUACUACACAACGUAGAUAGGUGUAAGGAAAGAAAAUCAAGUGAUGAUGAUUGUGAUGCUCCCGUUUUUCCUCUGCCCAGGGAGAGGCUCGAAAGCAUCAGUAAUGUCGACAAGGACGCCAUGGACGAAUAUUUAGGUACAAACAACAGCCAACACGAAGAAGAACUGUCGAAAUACUUCAGCAACAACAUCGAGACAUCGGACCAAGAAAACUCGACGAAACUCUCCCAACUCCGACAACUCCUCGAACAGAACGGCAUAUCCGACAACAAAAACUUCCUCAUCGAUAGCGGCCCCGCUGUUGCCCUCACCCACCCCAUGAUCGACCCACUGGCCGUUUCCAACGUCAAUAUCUAUCCAAUCCCGGCCCAACUUCACACAUUGCCGACCAAUCACAGCAGCGCUCGUCGUCGCGUCAGUUUCGAAACGCCUCUCCACGAGGAUACCGUCCCUCCAAGCCCCAAUACUCGCCGCAAAAACUUCAGUUUCACUCCCAUAUCUCCGGGCCCCCAGUCGCCCAAAUGUUCCAGCACGAACGUGAGUCCUUUUGUGAGUCCCAGGAACACGCCGAUACCCCGUACUAAAAACACUACUCAUCAAAACGCCGGAAUCGGCGUCCGGAAAAAGAUCAAACGCGAACCGGACUUGAGUGUAGAAAUCCCGGAAGCGAAAAAUUACAUGGCCAUGUCGGCCCCUGCCAGUCCCAUGUUGUACAAUAGCAAAAAAUCGGUCCUUGAGAAAUUGUUGCAUUCGAACAGUAAAGUCGCGUACACUCCGGAUUAUGUCAAUCCAACCAUAAAACAGGACGUGAACGAAGUCGAUUUACUCGAAAGCGAGAACGUGGAAAGUUUUCCGGAUUUCACAGCGUAUAGGUCGCAAUCGGUCCCUUUGAAUCAAAUGAUCAAGUCGAAUUUCGCUGAAGACGCCCAUUUCCUGCCGAAUUUGCCCAAUCAGAGCGCCGAUUUUAACGAUUUCGAUCCGAUUUCCGAAACGGUGACCGUAAAUCGGAUCAUUGACGCCCUCGACGAUCAUCCAUGCGAGAAUCCCACCAAUUUGGAAAUGUACAAUGUCGAAAUGCCCCAAAACACCCAAUGCCUGCCCAGUUUCAACCUCAUCGUCGAUAACAACAUCGAUAUUCAGAAUAAUUUCGGCGAAAAUAUCGCGUUUGCGCCCGGUUCGCGUCACCUAGCCCGAUCGCAAAGCAUCGAUGUCAAUUGUUUUGAUAUGAAAUCGACCAAUCUCAACCCUUCCAGAUCUGUCCCUAGUACGCCUCUCCCCUUCACGAAUAAGCCCGCCCCGGUGAAGAAUUUCACCAAUCAGAGCUCGCGUUCGUAUCCUUCGACUCCCUCAUUGGUGGCCGAAUCGGCGUUUAACUAUGCGGUUAAUGGAGAUUGUCUGUUGAACGGACAGCCGAUACGGAACGGAACGGCACGGAAUCAGACUGAUGAUUUGACGUAUUUCAUGAAUUUGAACGAAACGAACGAGGACAAUAAUAUCGAUAGGCAUUUAACGGCAGAGGAUGAGUUUAGUAUAGGGAGGAGUUUGCCAGGUAACGAAUUCGGCGAGAACGCUUUAAUGGACGAAAACGGUGUCUUGAUUGAUGAGCAGACUUUUAACGGGAAUAUUAAUAAUUAACAAAUCGUACUAAUACCACUUCUGCGGUUGCAAUCCGUGAUUUUAUUUUUCUAAAAGAUGUUUUAUUGACCACAAAAUUUUUAUUGGUGCUAUGAUAAUCGAUCGGUUUUAUAAGUAUGCAUUGUUUUAUGGGAGUCAGAUCGUGUGAAAUUGUGCUCUUAACGUGAUCAAGUCAUGUUAUCGUUAUCUUAUAUCAAAAGUUUAUUAACUAAAAAUUUAUUACAUUUUUUGCGACGUUUUAAAUGAAAUUGUUAAUGAUAGUUUUUUAAGUAGUGUUAUCUGGAGAGCAUUUUUGAAAUAUUUUCGUUAACAGUUAUUUAAUAAACAAGUGUAUUAAUCGCUGAUUAAUACAGAGUUUAUUGAAGUUUUUUCCCUUGAUCAAAAAAACUGUAAAAUGUAAAUUUGGAUAUGCGAUUUUUGUAUGGUUACCAUGGAUACGUUGCAUGCUUAGUUGCCUAUAUUACAACAUAGGAGCUGUAGCCUAUGCUAAAAUCGUUUAUUAAUAAAAAUAGUUAUUUAUGUAUCAAGUACGCAAAAUAGGGUUUUGGGGGACGAAUCGUAAUUAAUGACGAGACGACGUAGUCUUUAAUGAGAGGUGUCACCUACAACCUUUUGCGUACGUGGUGCAUACAAGAUUUUUUUGUUAAAGCUCCCAAAACACGAAUUCAUACCUCUUACUAAUUAAAAAAAUUUCGUUACCAUAGUAACCACUUUUAUUUUUUAAUCUGCAAAAACUAAAAUAACCAAUUUUGUUGAGUCCGAAAAAGACUCAUUUUAGGGAGUCAAAUGCGUACGCAAAAUAGCUUUGGGAGCGUAUACAAAAAAAAUCAUUAAUAAACGGUCAACGGAAAGUUUUAAAAAUGUCACAAUUUGCACUUUCUGAGCCCUGUUGUGUACUAAAUAUGUUAACCGAGGUAUAUUAUUGCUGUUUCGAUGUGGCAUAAACCAUGUAACAUUUUGGAUACGUAACUUAAAAAUGUGCAAUAUGUGUUGAUUGUUUUAUUUUCGGCUUUAAAUGUGUUGGGUCCGUGGAACUGGUGUUGGUGUCGAUUAGUGGUUCCAAACUACUGAAAAUCUUUCUAAUUUUAGGCUUUUUUACUUUGUUUUUGUUUUCAAUUGUUUUCAAACAAUAGCUGAUGUUUAAUGGAUGGACGAGGAAAAAUUGAUACAAGAUUGUCUGUGAUAAAUUUAUAUUAUUCUUUUGGAAUAUAGUGGCGCUAAAUGAUUGUUUUAUGAUUUUAGAAAUCAUGUUGUUUGUUUUUUCUUUUCCUUUGUUUUUAUUCGAAAAAAUCGUGAAAUUGGUGAAGAAUUCGAUGUUUGUGUGUAAUCAAUGUGAGGGUAGUCCAAAAAUAAUUAAUCGCGCAGACACCCUCGAUAGUUCUUACGAAAUGUUAUAUUUUUUUAUAAGUUGUACAAUGUGAAUAGUGGGUGCAAGGACGCUGUAAAUGCUAAGCGGGUGGUUCUUAAUUAUUUAUGGACUAUUGUAGAGUACCUUUUUAAUUAUCGAAGCCCGAAUUAUGUAUUUUUGUACCUACGCUUGAACCAUCUAGUUGUUUUUUCACACCGGUGAUCGUGCAUUUUGGAGGUACAGUUCGAUGCACUGACAGUACGAGGCGGUUUUUAACCCCCAGCCUAUUACCUGUGCCUAGCUUUUACACCAUGAUAGCUUGUAGUUUUUUAAAGGAACAAUCUGAAAAAUAUAACAGUUUUAUACUGACUCUGCUAGUUUUUUUUUAGUUUCACUCUGCUUGAACAACUUCCUUAUUUCUUUAAUGCAGCUUAUAUUUUUGAUAAUAGUGAAAAAACGUAAACGAGAACGCUUGCCUUGAUUAACAAGCAUCACAAACUCUAGUUUUACGUUGACUUAUUGUUAAAUACGUGAUCUCUUCCUUUCCGUUUCGCUUGAAAAAGUCCAAGCUUUUUUACGCAAAUUUCAGUGAAAUUACUUUAAGAUUCUUAGUUGUACGCAAUGAUUUUUUAUUAAGGUUAGAUACAAGAAAUAAACGACUAAUGUACAUACAUAUUUACAAAUUAACUGACUAAAAGUCUGAAUAUUGGUAAGCUCAUUUUGUAAAGUGAAUAAAGUUUGGGAUAUCCUUGCAAGUUAUUUUUGCAAGUUAUUGUUAAAUCCUUGUAAGAGCUGUUAUUUUAUCAAGUACAAAUUUAUUUAAAGGUAAUUUGAACAGUUCGUAGAUUAGUUUGGAUGUUUUGGUGUAUACUAUUUGUAUCAAUAUGAAAUAAAUAUAUUCGUAUCUCUUGUUUAAA
Messenger RNA from Tribolium madens (black flour beetle), 5446 nucleotides. RefSeq lists its product as uncharacterized. The coding region runs from base 173 to 3181 and encodes 1002 amino acids. Gene Ontology annotation, molecular function: RNA polymerase II cis-regulatory region sequence-specific DNA binding; DNA-binding transcription factor activity, RNA polymerase II-specific. The transcript is spliced from 7 exons. The record is from RefSeq and is a predicted model, not a curated record. Gene Ontology annotation, biological process: regulation of transcription by RNA polymerase II. NCBI's taxonomy places the organism in Eukaryota, Metazoa, Arthropoda, Insecta, Coleoptera, Tenebrionidae.